UUUAGCUUGCAAGUCUUUUAUUUCACAUCUUGGUUCUGAUAGAAUCUUAUUGUAAACUUAAAUUAUGAUUGCCAAUGUCACAAUGAUGAAAAGCUUUUCCAUCCUUGGAUUCCCCGGACUUUCAUCGCAAUAUUAUGGACCUGUGUCAGCUCUGCUUUUUUUCUUCUACCUUGCUAUUUCAGUGGGAAAUGUUUUCAUUUUGGCAUUUGUUCUAUAUGAGAAGUCCUUGCAAAAACCGACUUAUCUGGUCUUUUGUCACCUGGCACUGAAUGACUUAACUUUUGGCACCGUGACUCUCCCAAAGAUCAUAUCAAAGUAUUGGUUUGAUGAUAGCAUUAUUUCAUUUUAUGGGUGCUUCACACAGAUGUUCUUUGUUCAUUAUUUAGGAUCGGUGACGUCCUUCAUCUUGUUGGUCAUGGCUCUCGAUCGAUUUAUUGCAAUAUGUAUUCCACUGCGUUAUCCUGUGCUAAUUACAAACAACAUCAUAUCAGUGCUCUGUGGCUUUGCUUGGUUCAUACCUCUACCUCUGAUGGUAGCUGUCGUACUCCAUGUCCUCACUUUACCUUUCUGUAAAUCAAAUGUCAUCGCUCAGUGCUAUUGUGACCACAUUUCUAUAACAAGUCAGGCAUGUGGUCAGGAUGUUAAAAUAGUUGCAGUCACUUCUCUGUGUGUGGCCAUGUUUUGUCUUUUGGUCCCUCUUGCAUUCAUCUUGUUUUCCUACAUUUCCAUUAUUGUGGUUAUUAUGAAAAUGUCCAAUGCUGCGGGCCGCAAGAAAACCUUAUCAACUUGCACCCCACAAAUAUUUAUCACAUGUCUUUUUUACCUACCCAGGUGUUUUGUUUAUGUGGCUAAUACUGUUGGAUUUUCUUUCAGUUUAGAUGUUCGCAUUUUAUUGAUAUUGUUGUACAGUCUUUUUCCUCCUGCUGUUAAUCCCUUCAUAUAUUGUUUCAAGACUCAGGAUAUCAAGCAGAGUUUGAUAAAGAAGCUUAAAACAACUAGGAUUGGAAUAGAGGUUAAACUUUCAUUAUAAUAAUGAAAUAUGAUGAUUUUGUUGCCUUAAUUUUCAAGAAAUGUGACU
Messenger RNA from Scatophagus argus, 1078 nucleotides. Its product is annotated as olfactory receptor 52E8-like. Bases 65 to 1030 code for a protein of 321 amino acids. The transcript has a single exon. The record is from RefSeq and is a predicted model, not a curated record. Gene Ontology annotation, cellular component: membrane. Gene Ontology annotation, molecular function: G protein-coupled receptor activity; olfactory receptor activity. Lineage: Eukaryota; Metazoa; Chordata; Actinopteri; Scatophagidae. Gene Ontology annotation, biological process: G protein-coupled receptor signaling pathway.